GUGCGGGUGAGAGAGAGAGAGAGCUGACUGACAGACAGACAGACAGACAGAGGAGGGGGAAGGGGCGGCUCAUUGGGAGAGAGACUGUAUGGAGCAGGGAAUUAAAACCUAUCAGCUGAAGACGGAGUGAAAUACUGAGAGAAAUACAGAAAAGAAAGAACAAAAAACACACACUCUGUGUUACAAACACGCAGCCUGGAGCCUCAACAAGCUCCGUCUGUGAUUUUUCACCUUGGCCGUACGUGAGGAACAGAAGGAGCCAGUGGAGAGAGUUCACCGGCUUUGUUUUCCCUCCCUCCCUGUUCUCCCCCUCUCUGCACCGUCUUGCCUCCUCUGAAUGAUUGAAGCCAUGCCCAUCGUGUCUGCAAGCACAGGGCUACAUGAGACUCUGGCCCUGCUCACCUCUCAGCUCCACCCUGAUGCCAACCAUAAAGAGGACCUGGUCUUCCUCAAAGACGUUUUCAGUGAGAAAAGCCUCGGUUAUCUCAUGAAGAUCCAUGACAAACUGAAGCAGUAUGAGAAACACAGCCCGACUCCAGUUCUACACAGCGCCACCUGUCUGGCAGAGGAUCUGGCAGAAGAGCUUCAGAACGGGCCGCUGGAGGACGACGAGAGAGAACUGCUUCUCCUGCUGAGCACUCCUCACCUCAAGGCGGUGCUGUCAGCCCACGACACAGUGGCCCAAAAGAACUUUGACCCGGUGCUGCCGCCACUGCCGGAGGAUCUGGACGACGACCUGGAGGAAGAGUCGGUCAAGAUCGUCCGCCUGGUGAAGAACAAAGAGCCUUUGGGAGCAACCAUCCGGAGAGAUGAGGCGACAGGAGCUGUAAUCGUGGCCAGAAUCAUGAGGGGAGGAGCAGCUGACCGCAGUGGUCUGGUGCACGUAGGGGACGAGCUUCGAGAGGUCAAUGGAAACCUGAUAACCCACAAAAGGCCGGAUGAAAUUAGUCAGAUUCUGUCCCAGUCACAAGGCUCCAUCACACUGAAAAUCAUUCCAGCUGUUGUAGAAGAAGACAAACUAAAGGAAAGCAGGGUCUACCUUCGGGCCUUGUUUGACUACACGCCCUAUGAGGACAAGGCCACGCCAUGCCAGGAGGCGGGACUUCCUUUUAAGAGGGGGGACAUUCUUCAGGUUGUUAGCCAGGAGGACGCCACUUGGUGGCAGGCCAAGAGGAUGGGUGACUGUAACCUGCGCGCUGCUCUCAUCCCCUCUACACAGUUCCAGGAAAGGCGCCUGAGAUACAGGAUGAAGAUGGGUUCCUUCCCUGCCCUUACGUCCCCCAAAGCUCCUACAUAUGAUCGUGGUGAGAGAGAGGACUGUGACACUGAGGGUGCUCUGAAUGGAAAAGACAUAGUUUCUCCCAAGAGUAAGGCUUCCCCUGCCUUCUGUGGCCAUGCUCUCUCAUGGGAUUUUUACUCAGCCGGCCUGCGCAGAAGCUUCCGCCUCAGGAAAGAUCGGCAGGGUUCACCAGGAGAACCCCAAACUCCAGACGCCAAUCACACCGAGUUCCUGAUUUACGAAGAAGUAACACAAUAUCUGCCCCGCCCUGGUGAAAGGCCCCGUCUUAUAGUACUGAUAGGUUCCCUGGGAGCUCGGAUCACUGAGCUCAAACAGAAGGUGAUCGCUGAAAAUCCUCAACGUUUUGGUUUGGCUGUGCCUCACACCACUCGAGCCAGGAGAUGUAAUGAGAGAGAAGGAGUCGAGUACCACUUCAUCGCCAAAGCAGCUUUUGAUGCAGACAUCCAGAAUGGCAAAUUUAUUGAAAACGGGGAGUAUAAAGAGAAUCUGUACGGCACCAGUUUGGAGUCCAUUCACGGGAUUUUGGAUCAAAACAAGCUCUGUCUGGUGGAUGUGCAACCAGAGGCCCUGAAGACUCUACGUACUGCUGAGUUCAAACCAUAUGUCAUCUUUGUAAGGCCUCGCAUCUAUGACGGUCAAAGUAAACCACUCGGCUCCUCUUCCUCACUCAGCUCAGGGAUCACAGAGGACGACCUACAGGACAUGAAACAGUCAGCUGAGCAGAUGGACGAGUGCUACGGCCCUUGGGUGGACUACGUCUUGGUGAAGGAGGACCCAGUCAGUGCCUUAGCUGAGCUCCAGGUCGUACUGGAGAGGGUGCAGAUGGAGCGUCAGUGGGUGCCUGUGUCCUGGGUGAGGAGCAAGCCUGAUUGACUGGCUCAAGUUCGAUCAGUGGACCUCAGCGUGUGGAGGACAGGUUAAACUGCAGGAAGCCUCUGGGUGUUGGAGUAAUCAUGUUCACUGCCAUACUAACCGUUCCACACAUACAGGUUUGUAAUAGUUGGCCAAGUCACUGUCUGAACAUCAAGCAAGCCUUUCUGUUUUAUAUUCUUCUGUGUAAAAUGGGAGUAGAGCAGCUAACAGGUUGGUAGUACACGCAUGUAGGAACUAGGUUCCUAAUUCAAGCUGUAGUUGAAGAUCUGCACUCAGUAUGAUCAAUUAUAUAAGAUGUCUACUGUAAUAGCAGCUAUAAUGUGAAGUGCCAUAUCGAGCAUUUACAAAAUGUAAUAACGCUGCAGAUCAUCUUCUCAUGCUGGAGACUGUACUUAUGUAACUGUUACCUGACUUGGCUUUGACAAAAGUCUGUAUUAAUUAAGAGAAACGUGUUGAAUCCAUGUUGGCACAAAGAAAUAAAACCCAAGCACCAUCCAGUA
This is a messenger RNA of Sebastes umbrosus (honeycomb rockfish), 2673 nucleotides long. RefSeq names its product MAGUK p55 subfamily member 3-like. The coding region runs from base 338 to 2173 and encodes 611 amino acids. The transcript is spliced from 20 exons. The record is from RefSeq and is a predicted model, not a curated record. Lineage: Eukaryota; Metazoa; Chordata; Actinopteri; Perciformes; Sebastidae. Gene Ontology annotation, molecular function: protein binding. Gene Ontology annotation, cellular component: cell-cell junction; plasma membrane.